Orbicella faveolata is the source of this 4373-nucleotide messenger RNA. RefSeq lists its product as uncharacterized. The record is from RefSeq and is a predicted model, not a curated record. Lineage: Eukaryota; Metazoa; Cnidaria; Anthozoa; Scleractinia; Merulinidae.
UUCGCUCUCGAUUUCUAUGUGUGAUAGUUGACGAGGGCGCAUAUCACGAGCUCAUAAUCUAAUUGUUUAAUAGACACGAUGGUUUUAAUGGGAAAUAAACCACUUGUAAAAAUCAUACGAAACUACAUCCGGGACUUAAGUGGUGUAUUUUCCAUGAGGAUAUUGAUGACGUCAUUUCCCGCUUUUCACGGCGGUUGUUUGAGCAAACAAUAAAAUAAAAUAAAAAAUUACAGGGUGAGAGUGUUCGAACAAUAUUUGCUUACCCUAUUUUCUCUCAAACAUGCACUGAAGUGGCCCAGAUAAACUGUCUAUUUUGUUAUGAAGAGAAAAUGAGUGAAAAUAAACCAUUGCGCAGUCAGCCUUCCUCAAUUGGCUUUACACAGGGAAGAGAAAAAAUCAGCGAGCCAAGUGCAUUCCUUCCCGCGAGGUCUUCCUCUCGCAGAACUUUCCUUGACCAGUCCUAUACCCACUAGGGGGCUGUUCAAAAAUUCUGUAAUUUCGCUCAUUACAUUGUUGUGUGUCUUCUUUCUUCGUGGUCUUCGUGCUAAAACGCUGUUUUUGGCUAUCUGGGGCGGUCUGUAGGUUAAUUUUAGGCUGCGCUAUGACAAAUAUUUUUGGUACCCAAAUCGACAUUUUUAUCAGUCCUAAAAGAAGACAUUAAAUUUCUCAUAUCACGAAAAUUCCAGAAGACAAUUUUAAGAGAAUUGAAGGGGAUUAAAGGCUUUCAAACGAGACAAUUUAGCCAAAAGAUACAUUGGGUGCCGCUGAAUAAAGUAAGAGUUUUUCCAAAAUCAAUAAAAAGAGGGAUACUUCUGGUGGCGCAAUUGCCGAAGAUAUUUUUCAGCAAGUUCCCUGUUCAUUUGACUUCCAACCAAAUUUCGGGAUCUCUUGGCUUGAUGCUGAGCACACCUUAGUCCCUAACCCGCUACAGAAACAUGAGCAAAGAGUUAGUUUUUUUACUUCUUUUAUGGAAUCAUUCAAGAAGAUUUGCCCGUGUUUUCCAAUCAAACUUGCACUUUGUCUUCACGUUUUUGAAAGAAACAAAUGAAUAAGUUCCAGAAAUUCCUCCAACGCAAAAAUAGGCUACACUUCCGGUAAGAGAAAGCACUGACUGGCUUACAUGUGUUCAGAAAACUUUACGUAACGAGCUUACUUGAGACACUUAAGAAGAUGAUAAAAGAAAACAGGCAUUAUAUCAUUGCUGCCUCCCUGUAUUGCAGGUAACCUUUAAAACAAGACAUGAAAAAUCUUCGCAGCCGCAUGUGAACGCGCUCCCAAACGCAUCCUAUUGGAUUGUAUCAGCCUGUAUAACGAAAAUUAAAAUCUGGACCUUUGUUCGAGCGGGUGUAAACAAGCGAAUCACAUCGCGUGAUUUUCUUGUAGCAGUUAAGUCGGUCAAAAUUGCAUUUAUUCAGUUAUAAUUUAACCGUUGAAAAAAACGACAAGAAAACAAAUAUAUGAAAGCAAACGUAUGUGUUUAAUUCCCAUUUCUGGGUAUACGUACUAGCUUUUUUUAAUACUAGUCUUGGGACUUGAAUCAUGCUAGCGUGAAUUUCCGCUGAAAUUCAAGUUGAAAAAGGAAACAAACGGUGUUAUGUUUGAAACCUUUCUCAGCGAUAGAUUUUUAGCUUCCGAGUGAAUUGAAGAUUCGUCAAGCUUAUAUUUCAUGAGCUCGGGUUCGCGUGGAGACAGGCUCGAUUUCCCACCCUUUCAAUUUGACAUUUGCAGACUUUCGGAUUUUCGUUUCUAUAUCUCAUUCCCGCACUUUUGGAUAUGGCCGACCAAAAUUCAUACAAACUUGAGAGAAAGCGAGCUGUACAAUUCAAGAAACCUGCAAUCUCGGACAAAAAUGUUGAAACGCCAAACAAGUUCUUCCCUUUCCCCGACCUACAAUGUUGAAAAUCCGUUAUUUUUUCCCCUUUUUUGUUCAAAAAAAAGAGGCGACAUUUUCCAACAUUGAUUAGGGGCCAGGGGAUACGAUCCAGGUCAAGUGUUCCAAAUACGUUUGUCCGGUAUUGUGGUUGAAACCCAGCAAGGAAAAAACACUAAAGAGGAUUAAAGUGAAACUUGAGCGAAGCUUAAUCUGGUGAGAGGUCAAUUGCAAUCUUCCGGUUUCAUGUCCUGAAAAUGGGAACGCCCCCUUAACGCCUCUGCACUCUUGCAAGCGCGCGCGGGAUCUUUCUCAAGUGAACACCAUCAAAAAUUAUGGCUUGUAGACUUCUUUUUCACGCAUUUCUCAGCGUGUUACUCUGUUGCUUUGCCGAUAACACCAGGAAUCCUCCAAAAAUAGUUACCAAAGAGGGAAACCUGGUCUUAAAGGCUGGUGAAGAUGGUGACAUUGUUUUUGAACCUGAUCAGGGAAAACAAGUGUUUAUUGGAGGAAAUGUCUUGAACGUCUCUGCUAGCGCAAAGGGAGAGAAAGGGGACCAAGGAAUUCAAGGAGCAAUUGGAAGCAAAGGAGAAAAGGGAGAAAUUGGCCCACCAGGACAGGCGGUAUCUAUGAAUGGCACAGUCAAUGUUACUGGAACUCCUGGGCAGAAAGGAGAAAAAGGGAUCCAAGGACUAAAUGGAACAAAAGGAGGGAAAGGUGAACCAGGCAAUCAAGGACCCGCGGGUAAGAAUGGAACUGAUGGCAUUCAGGGCCCUCCUGGUGUAAAUGGAACUAAAGGAGAUCGUGGAGCCCAAGGCCCUGCUGGCCCCUUAUUUAACACCCUAAAUCAGACCAUUUUAAGAUGCAAGAAUAGCAGUGAUUAUGGCUCAGUUCGAUUCAUUUCAGGAUACCUUCAGGUGUGCACCAAAUUAGGUUGGCAGCAGCUGGCAUACCAGGAUAGUUUAUGUGAACUUAAUGUACCGAGGAUGAAUCAUGAAGCCUUUCAAAGUUCAACAUUUGGCGUUUUACUUCAGUUCAAUGGAGAUCUGCUUGUUAAUUUCAGUCCUAACAUGAACCUAACAAAUAUGACAGCAGAGUACAAAGACGCAGGAGGACAGAACAUCACCCAAUACAUUCAAGGCAUAAUGGGCCAGGCUGUCCAGCUAAAACAGCAGGAAUACAUAAAUUUCCAGGGCAUUCCAGCGGGGUUUUGGAGUGGCGAUGAAUGGUCUGUUAUGACCUUGGUAAAGUUUCAUGAUGAUGGUAUAUUAGGCAUUGGGAAAGAGAAUCCUGUUUUGGGUGAUGGAAUACCAGCAACCAAUCAAGGAUUUCAUCUUGGAAUGAAAAACAAGAACAUACUUUAUGGAUAUUACUCAAGUGACAUUCAAGGGGUGAAAACAUUAGAUUAUGAUAAAUGGUACCAAGUUACAUGGACUUGGAAGAAAAGCAACAAAAUGCGGAAAAUAUUCAUUGAUGGCAAACUGGACGUUGCAGACAACUCUAAGGAUUCUUAUCAAGGACUAAGUGGACAAACACAAAUUGGAACAUGGUGGAGUGGAAAUAAUGGAUUGAAAACCAACUUGGAGAUUGAUACUCUUUACAUCAUUGACAAGGCUAUAGAGUAUACUCCAAUAGACCAACAGUUAUGUUUUGCCAAGGCUUUGAACGCUUACAUGCCUUAGCUGUAGCUAGAAAAUCAUACUGAAAUAAGGCAUUGGUAAUACCUCUGACUUCUGGUAAUAUAUGAGUCAAUAUUAAACAUGUCGAAUUUAGUGUUUUUUGUCUGUUUGUUUGUUUUGUUUUGUUGCUGUCUUUUUUGCAAUAAAACUAUCCAGUUGUAAAGUACAUGAAAGUAUUUCCUAGAAAUUUAUAAAAAUAUUCACUGGUUACAUGUAUAUAAAGUUAUAAAAUGUUUGAGCUUCUGGCUGUCAGACUAAAGCCUUCAAUGGAUAAAAUGGAAAAAGUGACAGAAUUUAUACACAAAUAGGUGCGGCUAUAAAUAGAAUACAUUAAUUAAAGGUGGAAAAAUAUAAACUGUCCCUUGAAGGCUGUAGUCUGAAGGCGAAAAACUCAUCAAAAGUUAUAACUUUAUAUAGCAGGUGAAUGUUUUUGUAAUUAAAAAUAAUUUUUAAUACGCUUUGUCCUGGUUACAGUUCUUCUAUUUUUAUAUUAAGUAUUUCUUCCUUGUUUAUAAUACAGUCAGUGAAGCCUCUUUAAUACGGACAAGUUACAAAGGCAGGGGCAAACCUGGGUGUCUCUAUUAUGGGGAUGUCUGUAUUAUAGAGUUGUGUACGAGUAGAGAUUGCAUAAAGUAUGGUUUCUCAUAGAUCCAGUGACCUGAGAGUCUGUAAUUUACAUGUCCGCGUAAAGACCUGUGUCUGUAUCAUGAAGGUAUCAGCAAAGAGAAGUUCAACUUAUCAUCAGUUAAUACUAACUAUCAGAAACAUGCACAAUACAAGGCUAUAAGCAAGAAUUUAUUAAAUACAGUAUGAAAUGUUUUUCA